UUCUUCCAUCCUCUCCCCUUUUGAACGGUCCUUUUUCCUCCUAGUUUUCACUCAAGAUGUACCCUUUUCAUCUUUUCGUUUUAUUCUUUUCCCCUCUUCUUCUUCUUCUUGAAGCAUCGCUCUCUAUCAGAGAUGCUGUUAGCAGAAUGGAAGAGCGAUAUACUGUUAAUUCUACUUCUUUGCUCCAGUGGUUCAGAUCUUGCAGGUUCAUAUGUUGGAAUCAACAUUGGAACUCAGACGUCCAACUUGCCACCGGCAGCUGACAUUGUCUCCAUCUUGAGAACUCAGCAGAUAAAGCAUGUACGUCUGUUUGAUGCUGAUCACCGGAUGCUCCAUGCCUUAGCGAACACCGGAAUAGAAGUCGUAGUCGGCGUUCCUAACGACCAGGUGCUGCAGAUAGGAAAUUCUCAAUCACAAGCAGCUGAUUGGAUCAACAAAAAUGUUGCUCCUUUUGUCCCGGCAACUAGAAUCGCUUACAUUGCUGUCGGCGAUGAGAUCUUGACGACGUUUUCAAAUGCCAAUGCCACACAAGUACUCGUCCCCGCAAUGCAGUUCCUCCAUUCUGCACUUUUGGCCGCGAAUCUUAACUUUCAGGUUAAGAUCUCCAGCCCUCAGUCCAUGGACAUGAUCCCCAAACACUUUCCCCCAUCAACAGCUACUUUCAAUUCAUCAUGGAACUCUGUGAUGGAGCAGUUGCUUCGGUUCUUAAAGACCACCGGAGCUUCCUUCAUGCUAAAUGCGCAGCCGUAUUACGGUUAUACUGAAGGAGAAGGUGUUUUCCCCUUGGAGUAUGCUCUUUUCCAGCCACUGAAACAAAGCAGUCAGAUGGUCGACCCUGAUACAGAUCUCCACUAUCUGAACAUGUUCGAUGCGAUGGUCGAUGCUGCUUAUUACUCGAUGCAAUCCCUCAACUUCUCUGGCAUUUCUGUGAUGGUUACAUCGUCUGGGUGGCCGUCUCUUGGAGGAGCCACUGAGCCAGAUGCUAACAUGGACAAUGCUUUGGCUUACAACAGCAUGCUUAUUGGGCGUGCGCUCAAUGGAUCGGGCACACCAAGUCGAUCAAACUCAUCUGUUAGCAUAUACUUGCAUGAAUUGUUCAGUGAGGACCUCCUACCGGGGCCUGUUUCUGCAAAAAACUGGGGGGUUUUUGCCUCCAAUGGGACUGCACUUUACCCUUUGAACUUUGGGCAUCUAGUGAAGUCUAGUUCAAAUUCAACAGGUUUGGUGGGAAUUUUUUGUGUGGCUAAUUCUCGUGCCAAUUCCGAUGAUCUGAAGAAAGGAUUGGAUUGGGCGUGCGGACCGGGUUCGGCAAACUGCACUGCUAUUCAACCGGGACAACCAUGUUACCAAGCCAACAAUCUUGAAGCCCUUGCUUCCUAUGCCUACAAUGAUUACUACCAUAGAACUCAGGCAAAUGGUGGUACCUGUAUCUUUGGUAACACAGCCAUGGUCACCACUACUGAUCCCAGCCAUGGCUCAUGUAUCUUUGCUGGAAGGUCAGGCUCAAGCUCCAGCUCCAACACAUCCGGUGGUUCAACGACCAGUUCAGCCUUCGGACCUGGCGAUGCCUUGAGUCAGGCUUCAAAAUUGCAGCUGGUUUGUCUCAAUAAGAACUUGCUCUAUCAGCAUCAGGCAAGGAGAAACAAACAGAUGGCUAUAUAGAAACAGAAACGUGCAGUUUUCUUAAACAAUCAUUUGGAGAAGCACUCUGAGCUCAGACAUCAAGCAGUGACAGGAACCUAAUGAAAAGUACGUCUCCGCUACCCUUCAACUAACCAUAAUAGACUCGACACCAAUCGAGAGAAGAUCUUGUAAUGCACCCUGUUCAAAUGUAAUUUUAUUUAGUCUA
Molecule: messenger RNA, 1849 nt
Organism: Zingiber officinale
Lineage: Eukaryota; Viridiplantae; Streptophyta; Magnoliopsida; Zingiberales; Zingiberaceae
Product: glucan endo-1,3-beta-glucosidase 4-like
Exons: 6
Coding region: 133-1662 (509 amino acids)
Biological process (GO): carbohydrate metabolic process
Cellular component (GO): plasma membrane
Molecular function (GO): hydrolase activity, hydrolyzing O-glycosyl compounds
Source: RefSeq, a predicted model, not a curated record